CCCGCACACACUCUCUCUCGCACAUAUACCAUUUCCAAUUUUCCACUAAGCCAGCCGUUCCUGUAGUUUUUUAGUUACUGAGCCAAUGGCUAAUCCACGAACGGUGGUGACCUCCGCGCCGUCACUGCCCGGCUGCUCGUCGUCGGCGUUCAUGCCGCCGCCGCCGUCGCCGUCCGACGGGGAGCUGCUCCGGUCGCUGCACCGCCUCGCGCGGGACAUGUCUUCCGUCGCCGAGACGCCCGCGCCGUUCCCGCGCGCCGCGCUCGCGUCCAUCUCCUGGCGGUCCAAGCUCCUCGCCGCCGCGUUCGACGACCUGGUCAUGUGCACCGCGGCCGGGGACCUGCCGCGGUCCGCGUCGCUGUGCCUCCGAGAGGUGCUCCUCGUGCUGCAGCGGCUCAAGGCGCUGGCCGCCGACUGCGCGGCGCGGAGCCGGAUGCGGCUGCUGCUGCAGUCGGACGAGAUCGAGGAGGAGGUGCGGGAGCUGCAACAGGACAUGGCCACGCUGCUGGACCUUCUGCCCGUCGUCGAGCUGGGCCUCGCCGAGGACGUCAUAGACCUACUGGCACUCGCGUCGCGCCAGUGCCGGCGGUUCGCGCCGGCGGCCGAGGCGGAGCAAGCGCUGAAGGCGAGGGUGCUGUCGCUGUUACAGGAAAUUGAGCGGGAGAUCGUGCCGGAGCGGGAGAUGCUGGAGCAGAUCCUGGAGGAGGUGGGCAUCAACGACCCGGCGAGUUGCAGCGGCGAGAUCGAGAGCCUGGAGCGGGAGAUCGGGGACCGCGCAUCCGAGAGAUGGACGGCCGCCAUGAUCGCGCUCGUCGGUUUACUUCGGUACGCCAGGUGCGUCCUGUUCAGCGCCACGCCCCGGACUUCAGAUUCCAAGCCUAACCCCGAGGUCGACGAAGACGGGGAGCCGCCGGCGCCGCUGCUGGACUUCCGCUGCCCCAUCUCUCUCGAUCUUAUGCGCGACCCUGUUGUCAUCGCCAGCGGCCAGACGUACGAUCGCGAGUCCAUCAACCGGUGGUUCGAUUCCGGCAAGUCAACGUGCCCCAAGACAGGGCAGGUCCUCGCCAAUUUGGAGCUCGUGCCGAACAAGGCUCUCAAGAACCUCAUCGCCAAGUGGUGCCGCGAGAACGGUGUCGCCAUGGAAGGUAACGAGGCCAGCAAGAUCGAGCCAGUGCAGGCGGUCGCCGCGAACAAGGCGGCGCUGGAGGCGGCGCGCAUGACCGCGUCGUUCCUUGUGAAGAAGCUUUCCAUUUCCUUCUCCCCUGACGCGGCCAACCGCGUCGUGCACGAGAUCGGGCAAUUCUCCAAGUCCGGCUCGGACAGCCGCGCUGUCGUCGGAGAGGCCGGAGCUGUGCUACUGCUGGUGCCCAUGCUCUACUCCGAGGACGCCGGGCUCCAGCUCAACGCCGUCACGGUGCUGCUGAACCUCUCGAUCCUCGAGGCCAACAAGAAGCGCAUCAUGCACGCCGAGGGCGCCGUGGAGGCGGUCGCCCAUAUCAUGAGCUCCGGCGCGACGUGGCGUGCCAAGGAGAACGCGGCGGCCGCCGUGCUCAGCUUGGCGUCCGUCCAUACCUACCGCCGCCGGCUUGGCCGGAACACAUCCAUCGUGGAAAAGUUGGUGCAUCUCGUGCGCACCGGCCCAACGAGCACCAAGAAGGGCGCAUUGGCCGCGCUGCUGUCACUUGCCGGCGAGAGGGAGAACGUCGGGAAGCUCGUGGACGCCGGCGUCGCUGAGGUGGCUGUGUCCGCGAUCAGCGAGGAGGAGACAGCGGCGGCGGUGCUAGCCGCAUUGGCCAAGCGUGGCGGCGCGGAAGCGAUCGCCAACAUCGGCGGCGCCGUGGCACGCCUUGUGGCCGAGAUGAGGCGCGGCACGGAGUGGGCUAGGGAAAACGCGACGACCGCGCUGGUGCUCCUGUGCCGGCGCCUGGGCGCGCAGGCGGUGACGCAGGUCAUGGCCGUGCCCGGAGUGGAGUGGGCUAUAUGGGAGCUGAUGGGCACCGGCACGGAGCGCGCGAGGCGCAAGGCCGCGUCGCUCGGCAGGAUAUGCCGUCGGUGGGCUGCCGCUUCGGCCGCUGACGACGGCGAUCGGGGCAACGGGUGCCCCGCCGCCAGCGUCGUUCCUCCGGCCAUGAUGGCAUCCUAAACACACCGCGCAGGCGCAAUGCCUGAUAGGGUAAACUCAGGGGAAAAUUUCCCCCCCUCUUCUCCUCUUGUUGUACAAAGUUUGUGUAGGCUUUCACGAUUCUUUGAUCAGAGAGAGAUAAUGGCGAGUGGUUGAUCAACUGUGCAUACGGAGCUCUGUACCAAUUUAAUUUCUUCCAUUUCUUUUUUCGAAUACCACAACUUUUACCCUUCACCGACUCUAAAUACACAAUGAGAAAGGGGUCAUUUGCUAA
Phragmites australis (common reed) is the source of this 2396-nucleotide messenger RNA. Its product is annotated as U-box domain-containing protein 16-like. Gene Ontology annotation, biological process: protein ubiquitination. NCBI's taxonomy places the organism in Eukaryota, Viridiplantae, Streptophyta, Magnoliopsida, Poales, Poaceae. Gene Ontology annotation, molecular function: protein binding; ubiquitin-protein transferase activity. The transcript has a single exon. Gene Ontology annotation, cellular component: cytoplasm; nucleus. The coding region runs from base 86 to 2143 and encodes 685 amino acids. The record is from RefSeq and is a predicted model, not a curated record.